GCUCCCGUGCCCCGCCCACCCGUCGGAGUCAUGGCAACGCUUUGAAUGGUCGCUCGCGUCCGAUUCUUUUCCGCGCAGUUCCCAAGAGCCCGCAAACGUCUGAACGUGCCAGACCCGUGAAGAAGACGGGCAUCCUCAGAGGCGCGGAUGAAAGAUGGAAGUCCGUCCUGUUUUGACUGAUGAGGAGUCGGAGCGCGACAGCAUCCGUACGGGGGAGUCGAGGGAGUUGGGCGAGGAUGUGCAGCAAGACUUGGCCCCGCUCGCCCUGCCUGAGCUCCGCAAUGUGGUGCAGGAGAUGAGCCAUGCCAAUUCCAUGCUCAAACUGGAGGCAGCCAUGUUUGAGAAAUUUUUCAAUCGAAUGGAGCCAAGGGAUGUGGCCAGCCACUUGAUGCCAGAAAGACGUGGCUCUUCGUUGGAUAUGGGACAAGCAGCAUUUCCACGCAUCAGGCGCAAAUCUAAAUCCCGCAUGCCAGCAGAUCGACUGGUAUGCCUGACCGUGGAGCAGAAGUGCGACUUAGCACAACGAGAGCUAGAGGAGACCAAGGAAGACAUUCAGCGAAUGAAGGCGAACUCAGAACGGAUUUUGCAAAACUAUCUGGCUGUCCUGGAGGAAGCAGACAUUCGCAUGGUUGACAUUAAGAAAGCCAUAGCGGACUUUGAAAAAGACAUAGUCAAGACUAUAACCAAGAAGAAAGGAAGCAUCAUAGCUUCUGAUAAAGUGAUGAGAUAUAUGGAAGAGAAGAUCCGCUCCAGGGAUGUACUGAAGGAGAAGAUCCGUUUGAAAAACGAUUCCUUAAAAGUCCAGAAGAAGAAAAUGCAGCUGCAGCUCAAGCAGAAGGAAGAGCUGGGGGAGGCUCUUCAUGAGGUGGACUUCCAGCAGCUGAAGAUUGAAAAUGCCCAGUUCCUGGAGAAAAUUGAGGAGCGGAACCAGGACCUGCUGCGGCAGAAGAUGACUGUGGGUAGCGUCCUCCAGAUCCUCAACCGCUACAAAAGGAAGCUACAAACUGCAACAGCGACGGCCACCCGACUGGUGAAAGACAUCACUCAGAGAAAGGAGUCUCUGGAAAAAAUUGAGCGAGAAUUCAUCGUUGUUGAGGAGGAGCGGAAGAAGGCAGAGGUCUUAAAUAAAAAAUUUAGGAGACAGCUGGCGUACUACAAAGUGCCUCCCGUCCUGGAUUAUGUCCAUGAGAAGAUAGAAGUCCAUGAGCUGGAAAAUACCAUCAAGAUUUGGGAGAGGAAGGUGGAAAUUGCAGAGAUGGCCUUGCAGAGCUACCGGAGCGUUUGGCAGAAGGCGAAGCUGGCCAGUCAACAGCUGCAGGCUCUCCUCCCAGAACAAGUGGCCCACUGACACUAAGAUGGGCAGCCCACUGACACUAAGAUGGUAGCCUGGCAUUAGAAGAGAGGAAAAGCCACCCACCGUGGCACUGCUUGCAUUUCACUGGCCUUCGUUUUGCCCUCUUCCUGACACAGCACUUGUACCCAAGCCUCACGGGAUUCCUGCCACUGUGAUUCUUUCCUUUUCUGUACUCGUGUGAGGAGUUAUUUUUACAGUUAAUACUUGGCUAUGUUUACACUGGUUUUUCUACUUUGGAGUCAUAUCACACAAAGUGGAUCAAAGGAUGUAAAGUUUAAUAGUUCAAAAGAACUUUCCAGCUAAAGAGACAGAUCAGCACCACACAGCAUUAGCAUUGGCAGUGCAGAUGGGAGAUUUUCUUAGUGCGGAAUCUCCUGUUCAGCCCUAAGCCACCCACCUAAGCAGUUAUUGAGCAUCCCAGAAGAUGAAGGAGGAGGCUUACAGCUAUGAGUCCCUGCGGCUGACCCUUCUUUGCAGUGGAAAUGGGGAGCAGCUCCCCAUUGUAAUAAUCAUAGUAGAUUGGCUCAGACCUGCCCUGUGACUUAGCUGAACCAUUUAAAAAUAAUUCUGUGCUCCCCUGUUGUAACUCUGCAUCAGCACUGAGAGGAAGAUCUUCUGAAGCGUCUGAGAAGUUAAGGACUCUGCUGGCUAGAAUGGGUUCUGGUGCCCCUCUGGGCUCCUCUGUUAGAGUCCAGAUGGCUAAAUGUCUGCUGCCUAGGGAGGGAGAGAUGGGCGCUCUUCCUUUUGCCGUGGUGAUCACAAUCCAGUCGCUGUAAUAGGACAGCCUGGUGUAGAGAAACGGCCCAUAGCAUCUGGCGCCCCCUUCAGUCAGCACUCCUUUCAGCACCCAGUGGCCUGUUUCCUUUGCUUGGCACAUGAUAGGGUUGCCGGGGUCCCCCUUGAAGAGAGAAAAGGCAAGCAAUCAAACACUCCCAGGAGUCUUCCUUGGCAAGCAGAUCAUUUAACAUUCACAUGUGGAUUAGUGAGAUUCC
Heteronotia binoei (common prickly gecko) is the source of this 2346-nucleotide messenger RNA. It is a transcript of the gene CFAP263, whose product is annotated as coiled-coil domain containing 113. Bases 155 to 1348 code for a protein of 397 amino acids. The transcript has 9 exons. Gene Ontology annotation, cellular component: axoneme; ciliary basal body. The record is from RefSeq and is a predicted model, not a curated record. Lineage: Eukaryota; Metazoa; Chordata; Lepidosauria; Squamata; Gekkonidae. Gene Ontology annotation, biological process: cilium assembly.